This is a messenger RNA of Mangifera indica (mango), 1202 nucleotides long. Its product is annotated as probable serine/threonine-protein kinase WNK11. Gene Ontology annotation, cellular component: cytoplasm. The transcript has 3 exons. Gene Ontology annotation, biological process: intracellular signal transduction; protein phosphorylation. The record is from RefSeq and is a predicted model, not a curated record. NCBI's taxonomy places the organism in Eukaryota, Viridiplantae, Streptophyta, Magnoliopsida, Sapindales, Anacardiaceae. Bases 168 to 1067 code for a protein of 299 amino acids. Gene Ontology annotation, molecular function: protein serine/threonine kinase activity; ATP binding.
AAUUAACAUUAAAUUUCUCAUAAAACUUUACCCUAGUCCAAGUCCAAUUUCAACUUCAAUUCCCUGUAUAAAUACCCGUCUCCAAAACCCUUCAGCUUUUCCAUGCCUCCUGCUUUCUUAUCCUGCUUUUGCUUUUGCUCGUUUUGCGCUUCUCAUUGCUGCGUUUUAUGAUGCCGAGCGUUAAUCCCGAUGCAAUCGACAAGGAUUCGGAGCCGUUCGUGGAAGUUGAUCCUACCGGCCGAUACGGCCGAUACAAUGAACUUCUCGGGUCAGGCGCGGUGAAGAAAGUGUACCGGGCAUUUGACCAAGAAGAAGGCAUUGAAGUUGCGUGGAAUCAAGUGAAAUUGCGCAACUUUUGCGACAAUCCGGCGAUGAUCGAGCGGCUUUACUCGGAAGUACGGUUGCUCAGAACCCUAAUGAACAAAAACAUCAUCUCCUUGCACAAUGUCUGGCGUGAUGAAGAGCACAACACGCUGAAUUUCAUCACCGAAGUUUGCACUUCGGGCAACCUGAGAGACUACCGGAAAAAGCACCGGCAAGUCUCCAAGAAAGCCCUGAAAAAAUGGUCCAAACAAAUCCUCAAGGGAUUGCAUUAUUUACACACGCACGAGCCGUGUAUAAUUCACAGAGAUCUCAAUUGCAGCAACGUUUUUGUCAACGGAAACGUUGGCCAGGUUAAAAUCGGCGAUCUGGGGAUGGCGGCGAUAGUAGGAAAGAACCAUUCAGCGCAUUCGAUUCUGGGUACGCCAGAGUUCAUGGCGCCGGAGCUUUACGACGAAGAUUAUACAGAACUGGUGGAUAUAUAUUCAUUCGGGAUGUGUGUUUUGGAGAUGGUGACACUUGAAAUUCCCUAUAGCGAAUGUGACAAUAUUGCAAAGAUUUACAAGAAGGUUUCCUCUGGGGUGAGGCCGGCGGCUUUGAGCAAGAUCAAGGAUCAAGAAGUGAAGGAGUUCAUCGAGAGGUGUCUUGCUCAGCCGAGGGCUCGGCCUUCGGCGGCGCAGCUCCUUAAUGAUCCGUUCUUUGAUGGCAUUGAUGAUGACGAAAUUGAAGAUAAUGUUUGUUCAUGAUUAGGUUUCAUUUGAAGUAGCUUUCGAUUUAAGUUUUCUUUUUUUGAUGUUUUUAUUAAUGGAUUGAAUUUUCUCUUUUUAGGAUAAGAGUUGUAGUAGUUGGGCAUUGGGAUAUUAAGAGAAUUGUUUCUUGGA